Molecule: messenger RNA, 1477 nt
Organism: Fopius arisanus
Lineage: Eukaryota; Metazoa; Arthropoda; Insecta; Hymenoptera; Braconidae
Product: prolonged depolarization afterpotential (PDA) is not apparent
Exons: 5
Coding region: 494-1366 (290 amino acids)
Cellular component (GO): membrane
Molecular function (GO): phosphatidylinositol bisphosphate binding
Source: RefSeq, a predicted model, not a curated record
UACUCCUUGCACUGGACAAAAGUCAUAACUGCAGUUUACUUGAAUUUCUACUGUUCCUGAUAGAAACAUCCGCCCAACGAUCGCAUUUCAAUGGUGAAAUAACAUUUUUUUAUAUUAUCUUCAAAUAAUAAAUUUGUUUUUUCUAUUAGUCGAUAAAGAAAAGUAUCGGAAUACAUUUUUCAUCAAGAGGCAACAAUUUGCGAAAAAGUCCUCCAACGCUUUCACUUACGACUACUUAUUAUCGGACUAGAGUAAUUAUUAACUGGAUUGACAAGAAAAAAAGAGUCAAAUGUCAAUUCCUUAUUUCACUGAGCUGAUCUUUAUUACAUCGAGGAAAUUUCCCACAGGAAACAUUUGUUGAUUGCUCUCUGAAGUGUUCAUUAUUGAAAUUAUGGAGUAAAUAGAGAUGAGUUGUUUGUGAUUUCGCAACUCAAUUACUGGUUUAUAUUUUCUCGGCAAAGAGUUUUUUUUUUGUCAUUCUGAUAUAAUCGAGAUGAGUUCGAUUGCAAAUGGUAUUAGUGAUUAUCAACUGACUGAUAAACAAAAACAAUACGCCGCGAAUGUUUUGAAUGAACGGGAGGAUGCACCUUCGAAAAUUCAAAAGGUGAGGGAGUGGAUUGAAUCACACGAGAGUCUUCGCGCUCCAACAGAUGAUUUCACAAUUCAGAGAUUCCUGAGAGUUUGCAAGUUUGACGUUGAAAGGGCCAAAAAGAAAAUGUACAAUUAUCAUGCACAACGAACCGCGUCAGCCGAUUGGUUCGCCAAUAGAGAUCCACUGUUGCCGGAAAUGCAGAAUUUAUUUGAACUGGGGCCUUUCUUACCUUUGAAAGAUGUUGACGAUGAUGGAAGAAUUGUUGUUAUUCUCCGUGUGUGCAUUCACAAUCCUGCACAGCACUCUAUAGCAAAUGUUAUUAAGGCAGGUUUGAUGAUCCUCGACUUGGCCUUAAAAGAUCACGUUUCUGCAUCAGUCUAUGGUAUAUCAGCGAUCUUCGAUAUGACUGGAGUGUCGCUAGAUCAUGCUCUGCAGAUGACUCCAAGUGUUAUCAAACGUUUGACUCAUGCCUGGCAGGGCUGCUAUCCCCUUCGGAUUCAGUCACUAAAUUUCGUCAAUGCUCCAGUAUACGUUAAUUUAGUGAUCAAUAUUUUCAAAUCUUUCAUGGAUGAAAAAUUGAAGUCCAGAACUCUUGUGCACAAAGGAUCAUCCAAAGAGUUUUUCGAGACUAAAGUUCCGCAAAGAUUGCUGCCCGAGGAAUACGGCGGCAGCGCUGGGCCUCUCCAGAAUUUAAUAAAUUACUGGAAGUCCGCAGUUGAAGAAAACAGUCCCUGGCUGAAAUCUGGAGAGCAAUAUCGUCUCGCAACUCCGUGAAGAAUUCACUUGCUUAUUAUCUCUACACUCAAUAUAUUUAAAAUGGGAUUUUAUACAAGAAUCAGAACGGUGCUUUUUCAAAUAUAAUAUAUAUUAACACUUCCAAUUGAA